Molecule: messenger RNA, 178 nt
Organism: Symbiodinium necroappetens
Lineage: Eukaryota; Dinophyceae; Suessiales; Symbiodiniaceae
Source: the annotation of a GenBank genome assembly
GUGCUUUUCUCCGACCGUGGCAACGCUGAUGUCAUCACUUGGCUCGGCACGCAGGAGUACUGGGGCACGGAGGUUCGCGUGGAGGUCGAGGGAAGUCUCGACGGCUCGGGACACCUUCACGUGGACAGCAUCAAGCGCUUGAACGAUGGCAGUGUAUGGCAAGGAAGUGGUGCAGCAG